This is a messenger RNA of Macrosiphum euphorbiae (potato aphid), 348 nucleotides long. Lineage: Eukaryota; Metazoa; Arthropoda; Insecta; Hemiptera; Aphididae. The record is from the annotation of a GenBank genome assembly.
AUGCCCAGCACUUCAACUGUCGAUCCGAACUUAGAUAACAUACCAACGUCACAUUAUAAACGCUGGAAACUCAUUUCGGAACUCCACACACACUUUUGGAAACGUUGGAAAAACGAAUAUCUACAGACUCUCCAGCUUCGAUCAAAAUGGUCAACCGGUCAAAAGAACCUAACGGUCGAUUCAUUGGUCCUUAUUCGAGAACCAACUCCUCCGUUGUGCUGGAAGCUUGGCCGGAUCACAGAAGUACAUCCAGGACUAGAUGGUGUCGUCAGGGUAGCCACCGUCAAGACUGCAACCGGGCUUCUCAAACGUCCAACAGUCAAACUCUGUCCUUUGCCAAUAUGUUGA